Chanos chanos (milkfish) is the source of this 5018-nucleotide messenger RNA. RefSeq names its product La ribonucleoprotein 1B (gene larp1b). The record is from RefSeq and is a predicted model, not a curated record. Lineage: Eukaryota; Metazoa; Chordata; Actinopteri; Gonorynchiformes; Chanidae. Gene Ontology annotation, biological process: positive regulation of translation; mRNA stabilization. Gene Ontology annotation, molecular function: RNA cap binding. The coding region runs from base 299 to 3538 and encodes 1079 amino acids. The transcript is spliced from 18 exons. Gene Ontology annotation, cellular component: cytoplasmic stress granule; cytosol.
UAGUAAGUCAAGUCAACUUUUAUUUAGGUGAGUUGUCGAUCACCCAAAUCGUAAAGUUGAAGAGGAGCCAAUAUCGCUCGAGCGCGCUUUCACUUCGUUGAAAUUAAGAAUGGAUAGUUUCGGGAGACUUUGUUUUUUUGACGUUUGAAAAAAACCGAUGCAACUUGUCCAAAAGCUCCUGUCAGCUCGCUCUCAACUUGUCUACAUUUCACUGACGUUUCUGCGUAGAUAUAGCUAUUGAAUCCAGCGCGAGCUGUAGGGGGAAAUACGUUUUGUGUAUUGUUUUUGCUUUUGCAAGAUGUCCACUGAAGUUGCAAAUGACUCAGACUUGACAACUUGUAGCCAGGGUGCAGAAAACCAAAACAACUCGGACGUCGACAGACUCCAGAAAUCUGAUAGAACAAACCACGAGGAGGGGCAGCAGGAUCCUAAUAAAGUUGACUCCAAACUUCAUAAACACGGAGUCAUGGAGACUCCAACUUCGGUGGAUGGAUUGAGCAAAAGUAAGGUGAACGAGAAGGAGAAUGCCACAAAUAAUAAUGAUACAGACCAACGCGAAAGUGCCAAGAAAAGGGUUAUUGAAGCACCUCCACCGAAGGUAAACCCGUGGACGAAGAAGAAUACGUGCCCUUCUAACAAUCCGACAAAUAACACCCAAGAUUCAGAACCCCAGAGCCCUACCAAAGUUGUCCGUGCUGGGAAACCCAGGUCCAGGAAAUCCAGCAAGUCGAGUGACUUCAGUGACAUCACUAACUGGCCCACUCCUGGAGAACUGGCCAAUAAGGAGCAGCAGCAGAACGUAAUCAAUGCUCAGGGAAGGAAGGGGACGGCAGGACGGAGGGAGAGGAAGAAGGAGAAAGGAGAGAGGAAGCAGGAGAAGGAGAGCAGCAGCGACGGUAGUGACAGUAAAGAGAACAGAGAGGCACACCAAGACAAUCUCUCAGCUCUUCCUCAUGAGGCAGAGGAGGGAGAGGAUGGAGAAAACACACAGAAGACAAGGCAGAGAAAGAGAGGGGGCUGGAGGAGAGAGACAAGGGAGUUCUUCGAUGAUACAUCCAGCGUACGGAGCGAAGGAGGCAGCACCCGGGGUGGCCUGAGAGGCCGGGGGAAAGGUCGCGGCAGGGGCAGAGGGCGUGGCCGAGGUCGCUAUGACUACUCCCACAGUUAUCGCGAGUCGUACACGGAUGGAGCAAACACGCAACUACCGGCAGAAUUUGGCACCAAUCUAGUGUAUUACUAUGAUGAUGGCAACCAAGUGCAAAUGUACACAGUGGAAGAAAGCCUGCUGAAGGAGUACAUUAAACGCCAGAUUGAGUAUUACUUUAGUCUGCACAACCUGGAGAGAGACUUCUUUCUGCGGAGAAAGAUGGAUGUGCAGGGUUUCUUGCCCAUCUCUUUGAUUGCCAGUUUCCACCGAAUACAGGCCCUGACCAUGGACAUCAACCUCAUCAAAGAGGCGGUGAAGACAAGCACAGUGGUGGAGCUAGUGGAUGACAAAAUCAGACGGAAGGAGGAUCCGGAACAUUGGCCCAUUCCUGGGCCUCCCAUGGAUUCUCCGCGGACAGAUUUCUCCCAGCUCAUCCACUGUCCAGAGUUUGUCCCAGGACAAGCCUUUACCUCUCUUAGCACGGCCAAACACACUAGUGAAGAGCUCAGUGACCCUAAAAAUCAAACAGAUGCCACAGACGCAAACUGCCAGUCCAAAGAACCCUCUGCCGUCGACUCCAAAAGCCCAUCUGCAAGCGACGUAGUGUCUGAGGCAGUGGACACGCCCAAAAAUCUGUCCAGCAGCCUGCCUGAACAGGAGACUGAGCCCUGGAUUCAAGUAGAGAAACGGCACCGUGCCUCUUCUGGCAAGACUAAGGAGCACUCAGAACCAGCCCAGUCCAGUCAGAAACCCCCGCCCGAACCAGACCAAGAGGAACUGGACUUUAUGUUUGAUGAGGAGAUAGAGCGCCUGGCCGCACCACGCAAGAACACCUUCACCGACUGGUCAGACGACGAUUCAGACGACGAGAUCGACGACCGGGACAUCAACAAGAUCCUCAUCGUCACCCAGACCCCUCCUUACUUACGGAAACACCCCGGCGGCGACCGUACAGGGAACCACGUCUCCCGUGCCAAAAUCACCACCGAACUCGCUAAAGCAAUCAACGAUGGACUGUACUACUAUGAGCAGGACCUGUGGACCGAGGGAGAGAGUCAACUGGAUGGUGCCACCACGAAGGAGGUGGAGAACUUUAAGAAACUGAGUAUGAUCAGCCAAGACCAGUUUGAGACUCUCACCCCUAAAAUCCCUAUUGAUCCCAACCAAGAGGUCCCCCCACCUCCUCCUACUCAAACAGACGACUCCAGCAUGGCCCACUCUCUCCCCACGGACGUCCCAGGAUCCUCAAGCGCUCCCCGGACCCCUCGCACACCUCGGACACCUGGCCGACAAGACCCCAACAAGACACCGCGCUUUUAUCCCGUCUUCAAAGAGGGUGGAAACCUUGAUGGAAAAACGCCAAGGAAGAGGAAAACCCGUCAUAGCUCCAACCCUCCGCUGGAAUGUCACGUCGGCUGGGUGAUGGACUCCAAAGAGCACCGGCCUCGCACGGCAUCCAUUAGUAGUUCUAAUGCCUCUCCUUCUGAGGGCGCUCCUUCGUUGUCUGGUAGUUAUGGCUGCACCCCUCAGUCUUUGCCCAAAUUCCGGCACCCAUCCCACGAUCUCCUGAGAGAGAAUGGCUUCACCCAACAAGUCUACCACAAGUACCGCCGGCGCUGCCUUAAUGAGAGGAAACGGUUGGGGGUUGGUCAGUCUCAAGAGAUGAACACACUCUUUAGGUUCUGGUCUUUUUUCCUGAGGGAUAACUUCAACAGGAAGAUGUAUGAGGAAUUUAAACAAUAUGCCCUGGAGGAUGCCAAGGAGAACUACAGAUAUGGGCUGGAGUGCCUGUUCCGAUACUAUAGCUACGGUUUGGAGAGGAGAUUCCGACAGGACAUCUUCAAGGACUUCCAGGAGGAGACUAUACGAGAUUAUGAGAAAGGUCAGCUGUACGGCCUUGAGAAGUUCUGGGCCUAUCUUAAGUACGCUCAGGUGAAGAACCAGUCCAUUGAUCCGAAACUUCAGGAGUACCUCGGCAAAUUCAAAAACAUCGAUGACUUCAGGGUGGAACCACCCAUGGGUGAGGAGGGAGGCAGACGGAGUCACUCCUCUUUAGGGGGUGAUGAAGGGAGGCGCAGGCGACACAACUCCAACUCUUCCUCUUCCUCGAAACAAGCCCAACCCACUAAGACCACUUCAGCCAAUCAGCCAACUGCUGGAGUCGCUGCCAAGACAGCCACCACCAAUACAGCAGCUGCCACUACAACCACCAAAGCAACCUCAGCUACUCAAAAAACAAACACCAAGAGUGCCUCAUCAAGUGAGACAGCCCCUCCUGUUACUACAAGGGCCGCUCCCAAAGAGAGGGCAAAACGGAACGCACCAUCAGAUGCCCACAAGGGGGAACAGGGAAGCAGUAAAAGUAAAGACACCCAAGGGUCAAAUAAAUGAGCUUUCCCUCAAUACGCAGUGUUUUAGAAUCACCACCAUAUAUGAGCAGAAAAGAGAGGCUGCUUCCGAUAGCUGGGGGGUUACUUUUUUUUUUUUUUUUUGAAGUAGGUUUGAAUUACAACUGAAUCAAAUCACUCAAGUUAAACUCCUCUGAUAGCAUAUUAGAGCCUAAUAGAUCUCACUAACUGAAGUGUUGGGGAAAUAUGCUACCUAGAAUGCUCUCCUGGUCACAAAUGCUUUGGAUGAUAUAUACUAGAGUGAACUGUUUUUGGCACAGGCAAGAGGCACCAAACUCAGUGGAAUACGGAGCAUAUUGUUAUACUCUGAAGUUUACAGAAAAUGCAUUCCUGCAUCGAAUGCCUUUUUUUUUUCUUGCUCUCUCAUAUAAAUAUUUGUUUUACCCUUUUGAUGUGCCUUACAUUUCAAAAAAAUGAAUUUGAUCAUUUUUAAUCAUGACUAUCAAUAGUUCAGUCUCAUCGGUGAAGGUUAUCAAAACUUCCUGUUUUUAUCAUAUUUGUGCCUGCUUGUAACAACACAGGUGACCUCAAUACCUGAAAUUAUCCCUGUGAUUUACACAAGGUAAUGCUAUAUGUAUCAUUUUAAUUCAUUAUUUUUAGAAGAAAUGCAAGAUAAAGUGAAAUUUAGGGAAAAGCAUAUUUGAAGUUUAGAUUGCAUUUGAAAUAAACUGCAGUUCAGGCUUAAAUAUUAGAAAUUAGGUCAAUCAAAAAUGGUGGAGGUCUUAAAACAGUGUAAAAAAAAAAAAAAAAAAAAAACAACAACAAAAAAUGUCUCUGCUGGUUUUGCCCUUGGGUCUUCUAUAUAAACAAAAUGUUGUGCUGUUUGGAAUUGCGUGGCUGCUUUGAACAAAGACAUCCUGUCCUCCUGGUCCGAGUUUAAAAAGGAUUUUGUUGGAAUGGUCAGAAGGAUGGGAUUGACAGGACAGAAGUCUUUGAUUGAUUUUACUUAAAUUAGAAAGUGUCUGUGUACUUGAAUUGUUUUUUUUUCUCCUAAGAAAUUUUAUGUUUUUAAACAGGGAAAUUUUAUUUCAACAAAGUUUGAAUUCUGUUGGACAUUAGGUAAUUUAUUGUCAUGUUUUUUGUUGUUGUUGUUGUAUUUGAAUGAUCUUAAUAGAUUGUAGUAAGAGUUAGUAUCCGCUAUAAUACAUGGAAAUUAUAUCAGCGACAGGAUAUGUAAGUGACUCACAGACACAACGGCUAUAAUUACAUGUGUAAUAUCAUUUUUAGCUCAGCUGAUUAUGUAAUACCUGUGCUCUUUAUCCUGUAAUAUCUAUUAAUCAGACGCAAGUGAUGUCCAGAUUGUAACAUAUUUGCUUUAAAAAAAUGUACAUAAAAUUACUAGAAGUUCUUAUCUUCCGAUUUGAUAAAUUAAUUUCUAUUGAUCCUCUCAUUGUGAUAUUUUGUUUUCGUGCGCUUGUGUGUUAUGCAUGUUGCUCUUACACAGUAUUUUCUCUCAUAAAUUA